GACAAAAAAAAAUUACUAUAAAUUAGAGAAUAGAGGAACUCCACAGCUUACACUUCUCUCUCAAAGUUAAAUUUUUGUUGAUUCUUUUGAAAGAUUAAAAUAUGGCCAGCACCGGCGGUAUUCCGGCGAACUCGACAAAUGGGUCGCCAUGGUCCAGUGGCCUCUGUGAUUGCUUCUCCGACAUGGAAUCAUGUUGCUGUACAACAUGGUGUCCAUGUGUGCCUUUUGGGCAAACCUCAGAGAUUAUAGAUGAAGGAUCAACUUCCUGUUUUGGUAACGCAUUAAUUUUCUGUCUGAUUGCUUCCUUUACACCUUGUAUUUGCCUUUACACUUGUUCUUACCGAUCUCGAUUGAGGAGGAAAUACAACCUCCAAGAAACUCCAUGCAACGAUUGUUGUGUUCACUAUUGGUGUUGGAGUUGUGCAAUAUGUCAAGAGUAUCGUGAGCUCAAGCACCGCGGUUUCGACAUGCAUAUCGGUUGGCAAGAAAAUGUACAGAGACGAAACAAGGGAAUCGAGAUCCCACCUGUGGUCGAGGGAGAAAUGAAACGUUGAAGUUAGAAAGCAAGGCAUCACAAUAAUGAUGGUUCCCUCUGUUCUUUUUCCUCCUUGAGUUCAAUAAUGUGUGGAAGUGGAUGGAUUCUUAAGUUUAUGCUACUCUUUACUUGUUCUUCAUUAUUGCCUUAAAUCUUUUUAUGUGUAUUAAUCUUUGCUACUUAUAUAACCAUUAUUGUUGCUUAUAUUUUAUUCCGCUUAUAUUUAAACUGAAUGUGAGAAAACUUCUUCUAAGAUGAGUAGAUAAGAUUUUCAUUUGUUCA
This is a messenger RNA of Benincasa hispida (wax gourd), 817 nucleotides long. Its product is annotated as cell number regulator 2-like. NCBI's taxonomy places the organism in Eukaryota, Viridiplantae, Streptophyta, Magnoliopsida, Cucurbitales, Cucurbitaceae. The record is from RefSeq and is a predicted model, not a curated record.